GUUUGUCUAGUGCUGUCCUUGAUCCGCCCACCCUCAGCAUACAGAAAGAUAUACUUACAAUUAUGGCUAAUACGACUCUUCAGAUUACUUGCAGUGGGCAGCAGGAGUUGGACUGGCUGUGGCCCAACAGUCAGAGCGGUUCUGAGGAAAGGGUGGAGGUGACUGAGUGCAGUGACGAUUUCUUUUGCAAGACACUCACCAUCCCCAAAGUGAUCGGAAAUGAUACCGGAGCUUACAAGUGCUUCUAUCGAGACACCAACAUGACUUCGGUCGUUUAUGUCUACGUUCAAGAUUACAGAUCACCCUUCAUCGCUUCUGUUAGUGAUGAACAUGGCGUGGUGUACCUUACUGAGAACAAAAACAAAAGUGUGGUGAUUCCAUGUCGCGGGUCCAUUUCAAACCUCAACGUGUCGCUUUAUGCAAGGUAUCCUGAAAAGAGGUUUGUUCCUGAUGGAAACAGAAUUUCCUGGGACAGUGAGAAAGGCUUCACUAUUCCCAGCUACAUGAUCAGCUAUGCUGGUGUGGUCAUCUGUGAAGCAAAAAUUAACGAUGAAGUUUACCAGUCGAUUAUGUACAUAGUUGUGAUUGUAGGGUACAAGAUUUAUGACGUAGUUCUGAGCCCUCCUCAUGGAAUUGAGCUGUCUGUUGGAGAGAAGCUUGUGUUAAACUGUACAGCAAGAACUGAGCUAAACGUGGGGCUUGACUUCAACUGGCAGUGUCCGUCCUUGAAGCAUCAGCAUAAGAAAAUUGUAAACCGGGAUAUAAAACCUCUGCCUGGAACAGAGAUUAAGAAGUUUUUGAGCACCUUGACUAUAGAGGGCGUAACCCGGAGUGACCAAGGGUGGUACACCUGCUCUGCAUCCAGUGGGCGAAUGACCAAGAAGAACAGCACAUAUGUUAGAGUGCAUGCAAAACCUUUUGUUGCUUUUGGUAGUGGCAUGGAAUCUUUGGUGGAAGCCACGGUGGGAGACCAUGUCAGAAUCCCCGUGAAGUACCUGGGUUACCCCGCCCCUGAAAUCAAAUGGUAUAAAAAUGGGAGACUCAUCGAGUCCAAUUACACAGUCAGAGUGGGGCAUGCACUGAUGAUUAUGGAAGUGAGUGAGAAAGACAGCGGAAAUUACACCGUCAUCCUCACCAAUCCCAUCUCGAAGGAGAAGCAGAGUCACGUGGUAUCUCUGGUUGUAAAUGUGCCACCCCAGAUUGGGGAGAAGGCCCUGAUCUCGCCCAUGGAUUCCUACCAGUACGGCACCACGCAGACACUGACGUGCACGGUCUAUGCCAACCCUCCGCUGCAUCACAUCCACUGGUACUGGCAGCUGGAGGAGGAGUGCUCCUACGAGCCCAGGCAAACUACGACAAACCCAUAUAUUUGUAAAGAAUGGAGAACUGUGGCAGAUUUCCAAGGGGGGAAUAAAAUUGAAGUCAACAAAAAUCAGUACGCCCUAAUUGAAGGAAGAAACAAAACUGUAAGUACCCUUGUUAUCCAAGCUGCAAACGUGUCAGCUUUAUAUAAAUGUGAAGCCGUCAACAAAGCCGGGAGAGGAGAGCGGGUCAUCCCCUUCCACGUGACCAAGGGCCCUGAAAUUAGGGUGCAGCCCGCCCCGCAGCCGACGGAGCAGGAGAGUGUGUCUCUGUGGUGCCACGCAGACAGAGCGACAUUUGAGAACCUCACGUGGUACAAGGUUGGCCCGCAGCCUCCACUGGUCCACAUGGGAGAGCAGCUCACGCCUGUUUGCAAGAACUUGGAUGCUCUUUGGAAACUGAAUGCCACCGUGUUCUCUAAUAGCACGAACGAUGUUCUGGUCGUGGAGUUCCAGAACGUGUCCUUGCAGGAUCAAGGAGAGUAUGUCUGCUCUGCUCAAGACAGGAAGACCAAGAAAAGACACUGCAUGGUCAGGCAUCUCACAGUCCUGGAGCGCAUGGCACCUGUGAUCGCAGGAAGCCUAGACAACCAGACAACAAGCAUUGGUGAAACCAUUGAAGUCGCCUGCACAGCGCUCGCGAACCCCCCUCCGCACAUCACCUGGUUUAAAGAUAAUGAGACACUUGUGGAAGACUCAGGCAUUGUACUGAAAGAUGGGAACCGGAACCUAACCAUCCGCAGAGUGCGGAAGGAGGAUGAAGGCCUCUACACCUGCCAGGCCUGCAACGUCCUUGGAUGUGUGAGAGUGGAGACAUUUUUCAUCAUAGAAGGUGCCCAGGCAAAGACCAACUUGGAAGUCAUUAUUCUCGCAGGCACUGCGGUGAUUGCCAUGUUCUUCUGGCUACUCCUUGUCAUCAUUCUACGGACCGUUAAGCGGGCCAGUGAAGGCGAACUGAAGACCGGCUACUUGUCCAUCGUCAUGGAUCCCGACGAGAUGCCGCUGGAUGAACGCUGCGAACGCUUGCCUUACGAUGCCAGCAAGUGGGAGUUCCCCAGAGACCGGCUGAAACUAGGUAAACCUCUUGGCCGUGGUGCCUUUGGCCAAGUGAUUGAGGCGGAUGCUUUUGGAAUUGACAAGACAGCAACUUGCAAGACAGUGGCUGUCAAAAUGUUGAAAGAAGGAGCAACACACAGUGAACACCGAGCGCUCAUGUCUGAACUCAAGAUCCUCAUUCAUAUUGGCCACCAUCUCAACGUGGUCAACCUUCUGGGUGCCUGUACCAAGCCAGGAGGGCCUCUCAUGGUGAUUGUGGAAUUCUGCAAGUUUGGGAACCUAUCCACUUACCUACGGGGCAAGAGAAAUGAAUUUGUCCCCUACAAGACCAAAGGGGCACGGUUCCGUCAAGGGAAAGACUAUGUUGGGGAAAUCUCUGUGGACCUGAAACGCCGCUUGGACAGUAUCACCAGUAGCCAGAGUUCAGCCAGCUCUGGGUUUGUUGAAGAGAAAUCCCUCAGUGACGUGGAGGAAGAAGAAGCUUCUGAAGAGCUGUACAAGGACUUUCUGACCUUGGAACAUCUCAUCUGCUACAGCUUCCAGGUGGCGAAGGGCAUGGAGUUCUUGGCAUCACGUAAGUGUAUCCACAGGGACCUCGCGGCUCGGAAUAUCCUCUUGUCGGACAAGAACGUGGUCAAAAUCUGUGACUUUGGCUUGGCCCGAGACAUCUAUAAAGACCCGGAUUAUGUUAGAAAAGGAGAUGCCCGCCUCCCUUUGAAAUGGAUGGCCCCAGAAACAAUUUUUGACAGAGUGUACACAAUUCAGAGUGAUGUGUGGUCUUUCGGUGUUUUGCUGUGGGAAAUAUUUUCCUUAGGUGCUUCUCCAUAUCCUGGGGUAAAGAUUGAUGAGGAAUUUUGUAGGCGAUUGAAAGAAGGAACUAGAAUGAGGUCCCCUGAUUAUACCACACCAGAAAUGUACCAGACGAUGCUUGACUGCUGGCAUGAGGAGCCCAACCAGAGACCCACGUUUUCAGAGUUGGUGGAGCACUUGGGGAAUCUUCUGCAGGCGAAUGCUCAGCAGGAUGGCAAAGACUACAUUGUUCUUCCAAUAUCAGAGACUUUGAGCAUGGAGGAGGAUUCGGGACUCUCUCUGCCUACCUCACCUGUUUCCUGUACGGAGGAAGAGGAAGUGUGUGACCCCAAAUUCCAUUAUGACAACACAGCAGGAAUCAGUCAGUAUCUGCAGAACAGUAAGCGAAAGAGUCGGCCAGUGAGUGUAAAAACAUUUGAAGAUAUCCCAUUGGAAGAACCAGAAGUAAAAGUAAUCCUAGAUGACAACCAGACGGACAGUGGUAUGGUUCUUGCAUCGGAGGAGCUGAAAACUUUGGAAGACAGAACCAAAUUAGCUCCGUCUUUUAGUGGAAUGGUGCCCAGCAAAAGCAGGGAGUCCGUGGCAUCUGAAGGCUCCAACCAGACCAGCGGCUACCAGUCUGGGUAUCACUCGGAUGACACAGACACCACUGUGUACUCCAGCGAGGAGGCAGAACUUUUAAAGCUGGUGGAGGCUGCACAGCAGCCUGACUCUGGGACGGCACUGAGCUCUCCUCCUGUUUAAAAGGAGGCACCCACAUACCCCACUCCCGGAAAUCACAUGAGAGGUGCUGCUCCGAUUUUCAAGUGUUGUUCUUUCUACCACCAGGAAGUAGCCACAUUUGAUUUUCAUUUCAGAAAAAGGACCUCAGACUCCAGGGAGCCAGUCCUCCAGGCAUUUCCUGAGAAGAUGCUUAUGACCCAGGAAUGUGUUUGUGUCUUCUUCCAGUGUUGACCUUAUCCUUUUUUCAUUCGUUCAGAAAGCCUGUGUAAUGUGGGUCCCACCACGGGUUAGAACAAAAGACAUUCAAGAAAAGGCUCCUUUCCCAAAGAGGUAGCCGUACCUGGGGAGUGGACACCUGUGUAGGACACGAAGGUGAACCAGGCAAUGUAAGUGCUGGAGGUGUGGUAGACGGGACAGAUGAUAAGGCUGAGUCCACCUAAGAGGCUCUGGUGAGGACUUGGCACUGAGCCAAGUCUUAAGUGUGGGAUCUGGACUGACACAAAGGAAAGCGCAGGCUUGCUUGGAGAGGGCACCGGAGCCUGCAGAUGCAUUGUGCUGCGGCUCCGGGGAGGUGGGCAUGUGGCCUGUUAGGAAGUGUAAAGGCUGCAGACGCCGUUUCUGGUUUUAGAAGGUUGCGUGCUCUUUGCAUUGGGCUCAAGUUGAGUUCCUCGGGCUGUUUCCGACUCCUAAUGAGAGUUCCUUCCGGACCCUUACGUGUCUCCUGGCUGAGCCCCAGGAAGGAAAUGAUGCAGCUCUGGCUCCUUGUCUCCCAGGCUGAUCCUUUAUUCAGAGCACCACACAGAAAGGACAUUCAGCCCUAGGCUCCUGGUUGGGUUGCAGAGUUCUGAGGGUCCACAUCAGCUUCCGGUUCUCCGGAUGAAGACCCCGUACCUGUGCCCAAGACUGAGAGCAGGAGUGCAGUGCCCUGCCGGGGCACAGCUUCGGAAGGAUUGUACCUUUGUGUCCUUCCCUCACUGCCAGCCCGCUUUCCCCCUCAGCCCGGGUCAGUGUUGCAGUUAUUUGGCCUCUGCACUCCAGAAAAUGUGAUUUGGUCUCUUCACUCUCUGAAUAUUAACCAGGUGUCAAAACUACCUUAUAACCAAAGUAAUAACAAUGUCUAUUGUAUUAUUUAGACUUUUAACAUAUAAAGCUAUUUCUGCUGGUUUGUGCCCUGGUUCUUUUCUUUUUCCAGACAAGAAAAUGUAUUUUUCAAUUGGUACCAUAGUGUGAGAUGCUGGGAACAAUGGCUAUAAAACAUGCUAUGGCACAUAUAUUUAUAGUCUGUUAUGUAGAACAAAUGUAAUAUAUUACAGCCUUUUAUUAUAUAUAAUGAACUUUGUACUAUUCACAUUUUGUAUCAGUAUUAUGUAGCAUAACAAAGACUGUAAUGCUUUCAGCAGCUGAUGUCAUUUUAUUAAAAAAAUUGAAAAACUUGAAGGAAUCUUUGUACAAGGCUAUAUUACUAUGUCAAUUCUCUCAUUACUAAAACGGAGGAAGAAUCAGACAUAAUUAAGGUUGAUCUUCAUUUCUACUUGUGCCCUUAUUUCUUCUUAUAAAGAAUGUUUUUACAAAAUGCUUAUAAACUUUAUAAACCAAUAAAUGUAUUCAGAGUAAACAAUAUAA
Molecule: messenger RNA, 5573 nt
Organism: Chinchilla lanigera (long-tailed chinchilla)
Lineage: Eukaryota; Metazoa; Chordata; Mammalia; Rodentia; Chinchillidae
Gene: Kdr
Product: kinase insert domain receptor
Biological process (GO): angiogenesis; positive regulation of kinase activity; positive regulation of angiogenesis
Cellular component (GO): signaling receptor complex; membrane
Molecular function (GO): growth factor binding; ATP binding; vascular endothelial growth factor receptor activity
Source: RefSeq, a predicted model, not a curated record